Clarias gariepinus (North African catfish) is the source of this 3354-nucleotide messenger RNA. It is a transcript of the gene tbx20, whose product is annotated as T-box transcription factor 20. Gene Ontology annotation, cellular component: nucleus. Gene Ontology annotation, biological process: cell fate specification; heart looping; positive regulation of DNA-templated transcription. NCBI's taxonomy places the organism in Eukaryota, Metazoa, Chordata, Actinopteri, Siluriformes, Clariidae. Gene Ontology annotation, molecular function: RNA polymerase II cis-regulatory region sequence-specific DNA binding; DNA-binding transcription factor activity, RNA polymerase II-specific. The transcript has 8 exons. The record is from RefSeq and is a predicted model, not a curated record. The coding region runs from base 308 to 1582 and encodes 424 amino acids.
CAGAGGAGGAGAAGACAAGAAGAAACCCGGAGAAAAUGAGGCGGAGCCGCAACUAGCCGCAGACAUACACACACACACACACACACACACACAGGAGAAAAUCUACCACUACAUCAUCACUUCCAGCAGAUCCAGCAGAUCUAACACACACCCCGCAGAGGUCCUGAGGCUCAUUUAUUUGUUAGUUUGGGGGAUUGUGCAGGAGGAGUCUCCAGUCUGAGUUCCUCUGCUGGGUUUAGAGCUUCCUCCGAGCUUCUUCUCUGGACACAGGGUGUGUGUGUGUGUGUGUGUGUGUGUGUGUGCUGAGAUGGAGUUCAGUCCGUGUCCGAAGCCGCAGCUCUCCUCCAGAGCCAACGCGUUCUCCAUCGCGGCCCUCAUCUCCAGCAGCUCGGCCAAGGACAAGGACAGCGAGGAGAACACCAUCAAACCCCUGGAGCAGUUCGUGGAGAAGUCUCGCUGUGUGGGCGGAGCUGCGGCGGUGGGCGGGGCUGUGGGCGGGGCUGUGGAGGUGGAGGCGGAGGUGGAGGUGAGCACGGAGCCGCUGAUCCCCUGCAGUCCGGCGGUUCCGAGUGAACACAUGGCCAACAUCAGUUGCAGCCUCGAGACCAAAGAGCUGUGGGACAAAUUCCACGAACUCGGGACCGAGAUGAUCAUCACCAAGUCGGGCAGGAGAAUGUUCCCCACUAUCCGUGUGUCCUUCUCUGGAGUGGACCCGGACUCGAAGUACAUCGUGCUGAUGGACAUUGUCCCUGUGGACAAUAAGAGAUACCGCUACGCCUAUCACCGCUCCUCAUGGCUGGUGGCGGGAAAAGCCGACCCGCCCUUACCUGCCAGGCUGUACGUCCACCCUGACUCACCGUUCAGCGGAGAGCAGCUGCUCAAACAGAUGGUGUCCUUCGAGAAAGUCAAACUCACCAACAACGAGCUGGACCAACACGGACACAUUAUCCUGAACUCAAUGCAUAAAUAUCAGCCUCGUGUUCACAUCAUUAAGAAGAAGGAACACACAGCGUCGCUGCUAAACCUUAAGUCUGAGGAGUUUCGCACCUUCAUCUUCCCUGAGACCGUCUUCACCGCCGUCACUGCGUACCAGAACCAACUGAUCACUAAGCUGAAGAUCGACAGUAACCCAUUUGCUAAAGGCUUCAGAGACUCGUCCAGACUCACAGACAUUGAGAGGGAAAGUGUGGAGAGUUUGAUCCACAAACAUUCGUACGCUCGCUCGCCCAUACGGACGUACGCUGGAGAGGAGGAAACACUCGGAGAGGACACACACACCACACACACCCGAGGAUCUGCUUUCACGGCGUCUGAGAAUCUCGCCUUGAGCUCGUGGGUUUCGGGUUCCUCAGGCUUUUCAGGGUUCCAGCCCCCUCAGUCCCUGGCCCACCCUAUCCAGGGCUCUUUGCCCCCCUACGGCAGGCUGGCCGUCCCGCUGGCCCCCCCGGCUCUGACGUCCGCCAGCGGCCCGAGCUUCCCCUCCUUCCACAUGCCGCGUUACCAUCACUACUUCCAGCAGGGGCCGUACGCCGCCAUCCAGAGCCUGCGCCACUCCUCCACUGUCAUGACGCCUUUCGUCUGAGUGCCUCUGCCUACAGAAGGCACUAUGCAGAAAACACACACACACACACACACACAGUCUGCAUGCUGUAACUCUUUAUAUCUGCUUUAUGUUAGAGGAGGAAACUCUUAAGAGGGUUCUGUGAGCAUGUAAUCACACACACACACACACAUACACACACACACACUUUUUACUUCGCUUUUUUGCUUUUAAAUUUUCCUUCUGAAGUUGUAAAUAAGUCACUGUCAUUAUUACCAUAAAGACGCUGCUGCUGAGGAAAAAAUGACAGUACAAUUCCAGACAGAUGGAAUGCAGGCCUCCUACCACAAGGGGGGGCUGUGGGUAAUGAACCUUCUUCAUUUUUAUCAGCAGUAAUCUUUGUCGAGGUGUAAAUAAUGUGACAUUGUUACUGUGGAAUGAGCCAGACAUGCUGCUGGAGGGAACAAGGAAGGAAAACAAAUUAAAAUAACUUGCAGACAGACACCAGCGUUGCACUGCGUCUGUACAGGAACUCUGUCUGCGUCUGCACAGGAGCUGCGUCUGCACAGGAGCUGCGUCUGCACAGGAACUCUGUCUGCGUCUGCACAGGAGCUGCAUCUGCACCUGUCUCAGGCACAACAAGGAGACUCUGUCUUAGAGACACUCGGAUCGGAGCACAGCCCGACUCUGUGCAUGAUGAAUCCUAUAGGGGGCGCUGAAGUGUCCUGACUCCACUCUGCAUCUAACACUACAGUGAACUGCUUAUAUUGUCACCAGUAACUCUGGACAGGGUCGUACCGAGUCCUCUGGAGCUCUAGGGGGCGCUGUGUGGUCUGGAGGGGUUGGGGGACGGGGGCCUACUGGUCACUUCUGACCUUAACAAUUAGAACACAGCCAAGUUUAGGGGUCAGGAGGAUAAAGUCGGUGAGGGAUUGGGACGCAGCCACAAAGUGUGUUGCUCUUACCCCUUUAUUCCCAGGACUCUAGGGGGCGCUUUGUCUCUGGGAGCAGUUUGGAAUUUCUGAGGAUGCUUUUUGCCUGGCAGAAUGAGCUUUUUUUUCUUUUAGUGCCACACUUGGAUUGGGACGAGGCCGAGCUCUAGAGGCUGAGACGUGCGUCGUUAUUAAUAUCCGAGUCGCUUUAUUAGUUACAGUUUAAUCAGACUUCUGAACCACAGUGUUUAUUUAAAGAUAAAGUCAAGACACCAUGCGCUAAUGAGAAGAGAACAGGGUUACUGUUCAGCACGAGUGUGUGUGUGUGUGUGUGUGUGUGUGUGUGUGUGUGAAUGAGAUUUGUAAAGGACUCAGAUUACAGACUUUUUCCUUGAUGAUGUUCUCACCUGUAAAUAAGCAGUGAGGCACUGACUCAUGACUCACUAAAGUCACAUCCAUGCACAUUUAUUAACCAGCGCUAACCAAAUUACUCUGUGUGUGUGUGUGUGUGUGUGUGUGUGUGGUGUUCUACACAUCCCUGUGUAUGAGUGCGAAAUGUCUGAACCGUUCAUCUGAUCACUAAACUCUGUUACUCUGGACACUUUUAAAGGUGUGUGUGUGUAUGUGUGUGUGUGUGUGUAUGUGUGUGUGUGUGUAUGUGUGUGUGUGUGUAUGUGUGUGUGUUUUCUUUAUGUAUAUUAACCACGUUAUUUUGUUUGGAUGAUUUUUUUAAGUGCAAUAUAUUUAUUAUUUCAUCAAAUCCAACUAAACACAGAGACAUGUGUGUGUGUGUGUGUGUGUGUGUGUGUGUGAGAGAGUGAGUGCGUUACUGUAAUGAGUAUUAAAGGAUAAAUGUUAUUUGUAAACAAGGAGAAAUAUAAA